Molecule: messenger RNA, 5900 nt
Organism: Leucoraja erinaceus (little skate)
Lineage: Eukaryota; Metazoa; Chordata; Chondrichthyes; Rajiformes; Rajidae
Exons: 11
Coding region: 909-4241 (1110 amino acids)
Molecular function (GO): zinc ion binding
Source: RefSeq, a predicted model, not a curated record
GAGUAACUCAGCGGGACAGGCAGCAUCUCUGGAGAGAAGGAAAGGGUGACUUCAGUCGAAACUCUACUUCAGACACUUCUCUCCAGAGAUGCUGCCGGUCCCGUUGAGUUUCCCCAGCUUUUUGUGUCUAUAAUAUUGUGAUAUGCAAAAGGAAAAUUGUGCUGGGGUAUUAAUAGCAGCAAUAUCCAAUAGUCCAGGAAUUUCUGCUAUUCAGCAGCACCAAAACCUCAUGGGUGCCAGAGCAGUCUUGGUUCUGAAGAUGAUAAACCACAGUAACAUUUCCAAAUGCUUUAAGGGUUAAUGCAGACUGGGGGAAAGAUGGCUGCUGCUGCUUUCUGCAUUUGUAAGUGUUAUGGACUGACAGACCACAAGAUCAGGGAGAGAGAAAAACAAGAUUUGAUUUCCUUUCGAUCAAAGCCCGUUUUAAAAGUACAUUUAAGAACCUCCUGUUGCUUUCUCACAACACACUGGGAUUUGAAACUUGUGUAAAAGCUAUCUAAAUUGUGCAAGUGUCUAACCCCUGUAAUACUGGUUUCAUUUGGAGUUCAACGUUCUUAAUGCUGGUCUCUGAGUAAGGUCUAAAACCAGUAAGCUUACUUGUCAUAAUGUUUUUGUCCCUUGUGAUAUGAAUGAAAGUAACUCGAGCAGAGUGUUUCUUAAAUACUAUUCUAGAAUUUACACAUAUGGGCAAUGGAAUGUCUUCUUGCUCAACACAUGAUGCCUGCGAUUUAAAUAUAAACACAAUGACAGAUCGAGGCAUAGCAACUCACUGCGAAGCUUUUAAUUCCAUACCUUCGCUAAAAAUAUUUUCUUUAAAGAGGAGAAGCCGAGAAAGCAACAGGAAAUUUUACUUGCUGGUGCCCACGAUUGUGUGUUGAGGUCUUCCUGCAUAAUCGGUAUUCCUUGUCAUGUCGAUCCCGAUGGAGUACAGCUCAAUAUACCGGGACUCACAAACCAUGGAUAAUCUGGAGAAACAGCUAAUUUGCCCAGUAUGUCUUGAAAUGUUUUGCAAGCCUGUUGUGAUAUUACCGUGUCAACAUAACCUCUGUAGAAAAUGUGCCAAUGAUAUUUUUCAGUCACGUGGCACGUGCCUGGGUUCAGGAGGCUGUUUCCGGUGUCCAUGUUGUCGCCAGGAGAUCAUUCUGGACAGACAUGGAGUUUACGGACUCCAGAGAAACCUGCUGGUGGAAAACAUCAUUGACAUUUACAAACAAGACUCCCUGCGGUCCACAGCAAAACCUGAACAACCAACAUGUGAAGAGCAUGACGAGGAAAAGAUUAAUAUCUACUGCAUUUCAUGUGAGACGCCAACAUGUUCAUUGUGCAAAGUAUUUGGUGUUCACAAGGCUUGUGAAGUUUCCCCACUUCUAACUGUCUACAAACAAGAAAAGUGCAAACUAGACGAUGGAAUUGGAGCACUUGUUGCAGCCAAUGAUGCAAUUGAAGCAUUUAUUACAGAUCUGGAAGAAAUUAGCAAAAAUAUCGAGGACAACUGUAGAGGCCAAAAGCAAGCAUUGUAUGAACAAUUUGAUUCCCUGUUUGCAGUUUUAGAGGGGAAAAAACUAGAGAUGAAGCAAAUAAUCUCAAAUGAACAAGAUGAGAAAAUAACCCAGUGCAAGGCUUUGAUAAAACGUUACAGUGAACACAUACAAUCCAUGUCCAAGCUCGUAGAGUCUGUGCUACAGUCAAUGAAGGAACCCCAAAUGGCAGUCUUUCUACAGAAUGCAAAGACGCUGAUAGCAAAAGUUUCAGAAGCCACUGGAGCCUCAGGUAUUGAAGAACUGGAGCAUGGUUAUGAAAAUAUGGAUCACUAUAAUAUUGAUCUUGAGAAAGAACAGCAACUGCUCCAAGCAAUUGGUUUCCUCAAAGAUGAAGAGAAAUCCGAGCCCGGAGUUGCAGAGGCUGCAGCAAAUGAAAAGGAGGAGUGUGAAGAGGAAGAUAAAAUUUCACAAUUGCCCGCUGCUAAUAUUUCAGAAGUUAUUGUUGACGUCCCUGCCCUGGAAGAAAACCUUUCUUCGUCCUCAGAGCCUUACCCCGGACUUCCUGAUAUUGUAGGUAUGGUCCCUGAGAUGGGAGGUGUCAGUAAGGAGCGCUCUGGUGUUGUAGGUGAUGUUCCAGGAAAUGAAGAUCUGGGGGCUGCUGAAUCUUCAGGUGCUGUGGGUAAUACUCCUGAGGAGGACCUCCGAGCGUGGCCUUCCAAUGCUGAUGAAGAGGUUUCUGCAAAAGACGAGUUAAUUGUGGAGUUUAUUGAAGCAGGGGAUGAGGUCCUUGUGGAAGAUCCCAAUGUCGAGUUCUUCAGUGCUGAUGAAGACAUCCCUGAAAAGGAGGAGCCUAGGGAUGAAUACUCUGUUGUUGGGAUUGAAGCCUGUGAAUUGAAGCCUGAGGUCCUCAAUGGAGAAUCGCCCAUUGGUAUUGAAGAGCUCAAGGUUGAACCCUUUGCUGUGGGUGGGAUCCCUUUGAAUGAAGAAUCUGGUACCGAGUCUAAUGGUGUUAAGAUUGAAGCUCCUGAAGAGCAGGCAAGGGCAAAGUCUUCAACUGCUGGAGCUGGUCUGGAAAGGAGAGAGUCCAGCAUUAAGCCUUCAAGUUUUGUAGGCUCUGAGCCCUCUGUUGGUGUGGAUGGGAUUCCUAUAAAUGAACUCUGUGCUUUGUCUGGUGACCCCUGGGAUGAAGCUAUUGAAGACCAUCCCAGUGUUGAGUCUUUGGCUGCUGUGACACUUACCAUUGGAAAGAAAGAGUCCAUUCUUCAACCUUCAUGCUCUGUGGUUAACGUUCUUGGAGAUGAUCCUAGUGCCAAGUCUUCCACUGAUUUUGGAGAAGAUCUUGUAAAGGAAGAAGUCAAUGUUGUGUCUGAUGGCGCUGGGCCUAAACCAACUGAAGAGCAGUCUGGUGUCAAGUCUUCAGUUGAAGCUCCUGAAAAGAAAGAGUCCAAUGUUGACUUGUCACAUUCUAUGGAUAAUUUACUUGAAGAUGAUCUCAAUCUGGAGUCCUCCACUACUGUGAAUGAAGUUUCUGUAGAGGAAACAUUCAGCGCUGCAUCUUUGGCUUCUGUGUCUGGCAGUCCUGAGAAGAAAAUGCUAAGUGUUGAGUCUUCAGUACCUGUGGUUCCUGUAGCCAAUGUUGAGCCCUGCAACGCUGUGGAUGACAGCCAUGAAAAGGAAGAACGUGUCUCUGAAUCUUUAGGCGCUCAGAUUGAAGGAGACUCCUGUGCGGAGACAUGGAGCAAUGUAAAUGAAGUCCCUACAAUGGGAGAACCCACUGUCGAACCUGUGGAUCAGGUGCCUGAAAAGGAGAUGGUUAAUACUGAGUCGGAAGUGACUUCAGUUGAGGUCCUUCCAAUGGAGGAAUGCACCGCUGCAUCUCCAGCUGUUGUUGACGGAGCCCUGGCAACGCAUGGGCCAGGUGCUGUGUUUCCUGAUGUUGUGGAUGAGUUUGCUGAUGUAGAAGAUUCAAAUGAGACGUCGUGCAAUGCUGGUUUAAAAAUGGAAGAUUGUAAUGCAGAUAUCAGAGGAGCAAAGAGAGAAGAAUGUAUUCCUACAAGUCUGGACCCCACCGAUAAUUUCUUCACAGAAGGAACGCCGGGUAAACCUUCAGAUGCUCCAAUAUCAAUGGUCCAUGAAGUCCAUGCUACACCUUCAGAGGCUGAUGGACCUGGUUCAGUUGUAGAACCCAUCACUGCCCCCUGCAGACCAACUCCGGAACCAGCCACUGUAUUUCCAACGCCCAGAUGUGAAAUCUUCCGAUGUGGACAAACCAUAACUCCAUUUGCAGAUGUUGAAAGCGGUAAAUCGACACAAGACAACGCUGAUGCUGGUGUCUCAGAAACACCCGUACAACAGAAUGGAUGGUUAAGUGGAAUUUGCAAUGCCGACGGUUUAAAAAUACCGCACCUGUUGGCAGUGGUCGAUGAAGAUACCAAGUUAUAUCCAGGUUGGCAUAAGUGUGGUUCAUGGCGUGUGCUUAAACCCACCAUACUGGUUACAAGUCCCAGCCCAAGCCCAACUAGUCAUGAUGUACCUGGACCACCAUCAGUGGCAGAGACUCUAACACAACCAGAGGCCAGCCCUGUUGCAAAUGCUCCCGGCUCAUCAACUGCGAUAGAAACAACCGACUGCCAAAAUACCGUACCAUCGUCGCCUGUGUCAAAGGCACUAGGCUUCUGCCUUUCAUUAUUGGCAUUGAUGAUCAUUCUUCUCAACCUAUGGACUAGGGAUGAAUUCAUGGCUUGUACAUGGAAGGGUUGAAUGGACUUGAAUGAAGAAGGUGGAAAGCCCAGAUUCUGCUACAGGAAGCAGUGUGCGACCAACAGCAGGUCAAGAACCCAGCACAGCCGACUCCUCGCGACACGUCUUUUCAUUUUCGUGGCUGAACGCUCUUGCGAACUAGAGAAGUGAGGGGAUCCUGCACUUGCUGAAUGUGAAGAUAUUAAGCAACGACUGUCGUUUCUGUAUUUGUCGUUUGAAGUGACGUCUGGAGUUAAUAAUGCAGAACCACACUGAGGGAAACAGCUUAGUUUAGUUUAGAGAUACAGCGUGGAAACAGACCGAGUCCGCAACGUCCAGCAAUCCCCGCACAUUAACACAUUAUUCCUUCGCUCCAUAGAUGCUGCCUCACCCGCUGAGUUUCUCCAGCAUUUUUGUCUAUCUUAUUUUCUGCAUAUCCUUUUUAAGUUGGCAAAUACUUUAAGGAAAGUUAUUAAUAAUGCAGCUAACAAAUCACUGUGCAGGGAUGCAGCUCUACAUUCCCAUGCAAUGCCAAUCUCUUAAUUAACAAAGGCUUUGUAAAUGGAAAUUAAAAAUGUGCACUCAGGGUGGGAUACAAUUAGUUUGCACCAUCACAGGGAGAUCUUCUCAAAGCAGUUUUGCAAUGACUUUAUGAAAUUAAUUAAAUUGGUUAUUGUUAACUUUGAGGCUAAUAAUCAUUUGCUGGAACACAGUAAUGUUUUGGUUAGAGCCAACGCCCUAUGUAAAUGUAGUGUAAAAAGGAACUAGAGUGCAGUCCUGAACUACUAUGUCCACUCCAUAGAUGCUGCUGCACCCGCUGAGUUUCUCCAGCAUUUUUGUGUACCUACUAUCUAUCUCGUUGGUGAACCUCAGACUAUCUUUGAUCGGACUUUACUGGCUUUACCUCGGACUAAAUGCUAUUGGCUUAUGUACACUGUAAAUGGGUCGAUUGUAAUCAUGUAUUGUCUUUCCGCUGACUGGUUAGCACACAACGAAGGCUUUUCACUGUACCUCGGUACAGGUGACAAUAAACUAAACUGAGCUGCAGAUGCUGGUUUACACCAAAGAUAGACACAAAAUGUUGGAGUAACUCAGCCAGUCCAGCAGCAUCUCUGGAGAUAAAGAAUAGGUGAUGUUUCUGGUCGAGACCCUUCAUCAGAAAUGUAGAUGCUGUUUUAGGAUUAGGUUUACGAGUGCUUUAUGGAAUGAGAGACAGUGAAAAGCUUUUGUUUGAGUGCGAUUCAAUCAAAUCAAAUAAUGCCAUACCAGAAUACCAACAAGCUAUGGAUAAGUACAAAAGAUAGUGAAGAGAAAAAUACCACAGGGCAGAAUGUACUCUCUGCGAUGUAACAUUAAAGUUCAAGAGAAAAAAGUCCAAUGUCAACAAUGCGGUUGGUUGGAGGAUCGGGACUGUACUUUAGCUUAUGGAAGGGACUAGUUUGUGUUAGUUUAUUAUUGUCAUGUGUACUGAGGUACAGUGAAAAAGCUCUUUGUUGCGCACCACCCAGACAUCCAAGAAUUGUCCCAAUCCGAAACAUCACCUAUUCCUUUUCUCCAGAGAUGCUGCCUGACCCGCUGAGUUACUCUGGCUUUUUGUGUCUCUCCAAACGACUUUCCAUGAUUACAACGAAGCUGCCCGCAAUGUAUAGAUACAGGAUAAAGGGGAUAACUAUAAAUUAG